Molecule: messenger RNA, 621 nt
Organism: Williopsis jadinii
Lineage: Eukaryota; Fungi; Ascomycota; Saccharomycetes; Phaffomycetales; Wickerhamomycetaceae
Exons: 1
Coding region: 1-621 (206 amino acids)
Source: RefSeq, a predicted model, not a curated record
AUGAUGUUUGCAUCUCUUCCUACAGAGGUUCAAGUGCAAGUCUUGUCACAAGUGCAUUCACCUUGUGACGUUUCACCGCUGUUUGAUUGUUUAGCUCAACACGUAAACAGUAGGAAGCUCGACUAUUACACACAACAACCGCUUUUGGUGUCAGUUUAUUCUUCAAGCUCGAAGGAAUCACACAAGAAGUUGUUUUAUACCGGCUCGGUAUCACGUGACCAAGAUGUGACACAUAUUUCACUCGGUGGUUUGGAUCACAAAGAGUCUUUGCUGCAGAUAAAGAAUUUGAAAGAGACGUCGCAUAACCACGAAAGCCAUAUGGAUAUGGUUCUCUCUGAGGAUCAAUCUUCAGUGAAGCUGUUCAUGACCAUCCAGUUUGGUGGUGAGAUUUUCCUCGAGACAACUUUUAGACUAAGAGAAGGUACAAAGACCUUUGUCAAGAAUGGUGUCUCUAUAACGUUUGACCUUGUAAAGGGUUCUAAAGAGGAAAAAGAAGGCGCAUACGAGUACGACGAGAGCUUCAACUAUGCGCUAAACAUUACAAACGUUGAAGUUAAAGACCAUGAUAUGGUCAACCUGUUCGAGAAGGACUUGGACAGAUGCAUGUUUGUCAGAUGCUAG